This is a messenger RNA of Ziziphus jujuba (common jujube), 1304 nucleotides long. RefSeq names its product annexin D4. Gene Ontology annotation, molecular function: calcium-dependent phospholipid binding; calcium ion binding. Gene Ontology annotation, cellular component: cytoplasm. NCBI's taxonomy places the organism in Eukaryota, Viridiplantae, Streptophyta, Magnoliopsida, Rosales, Rhamnaceae. Bases 76 to 1020 code for a protein of 314 amino acids. The record is from RefSeq and is a predicted model, not a curated record. The transcript has 6 exons.
AUUGCGCUUAUUUCUGACUAGUUACUUGCCCAAAGUGAGUCAAGGUCUCCGAAUUUCACACAAACAAGCCGAACAAUGGCUCUCUCUCAUGACUUGGGGACUCUCACCAAAGCUUUCUCAGGACUGGGAGUGGAUGAGAAGUCGUUGAUAUCAAUACUGGGAAAAUGGCAUCCAGAGCAGACCAAAUCAUUCAGAAAAGGUUCUUCGGAUUUCUUCGUUGAAGAUGAGCGUCUAUUCGAACGCUGGGAUGAUCACCGUCUCAAGCUUCUCAAGCAUGAAUUCUUGCGCUUUAAGAAUGCGGUGGUGCUGUGGACCAUGCAUCCAUGGGAGAGAGAUGCUCGUUCGAUUAAGGAAGCCUUGAAGAAGGGCCCACAGUCUUACGGUAUUAUUGUGGAGGUUGCAUGCAGCAGAUCAUCUGAAGAACUCUUGGGAGCUAGGAGAGCUUACCAUUCCCUCUUUGAUCACUCCAUUGAAGAAGAUGUGGCCCACCACAUCCAUGGCACUGAACGCAAGCUCUUGGUGGCAUUGGUGAGUGCCUAUAGAUAUGAAGGACAAAAGGUGAAGGACGACACUGCAAAAUCUGAGGCAAAGACACUCGCUAAUGCCUUUAAGAAUGCAGAUAACAAAAACCCCAUUGAAGACGAUGAGGUGGUAAGAAUACUAUCCACAAGGAGCAAGCCUCAUCUUCAGGAGGUCUAUAAAUAUUACAAGAAGCUUUAUAACAACAACAUUGAUGAGGAUCUUGAUGGUGAUUUGAGGUUAAAAGAAACAGUCCAAUGUCUAUGUGCUCCUCAUAAAUAUUUCAGCAAGGUAUUGGAAGCAGCAAUGAGAAAUGAUGCAGACAAGAGUACCAGCAAGGGACUCACAAGAGUAGUUGUUACUCGAGCCGAUACCGAUAUGAAAUUGAUCAAAGAAGAGUUCCAUAGUGAGUAUGGAGUUUCCCUAUCCAAGAAAAUUGAAGAUUCAGCUUAUGGAAACUAUAAGGAUUUUUUACUUACCUUGAUUGCAAGAGGAGACUAAUUGACAAUGCAUCAUAACGAAGUUUUAUAUACCAAUCGCCAUUGAGAUGUUCGAGCUUGUUUGGCUGUGGGUUAAAAACAACUGUUUUUAGUUUUUGAAAAGUAAGUAACAAAGUUUCAACUGCUUGACCAAGAAAGGAGCAUUAGUAGAGUUUCGGUCGAUUUGUUUUUUCUUUGUUAAUUGUUGCUGUUUCUUUCUGUUGCUAUUGUUCUUUUUAUUGUAAAAGUAUCUUGUUACCAUUGAGAACUAUAAUAAUAAAAGUGCUAAUUAAUUCGGCUUCUAAA